Messenger RNA from Emericellopsis cladophorae, 1239 nucleotides. RefSeq lists its product as uncharacterized. Gene Ontology annotation, molecular function: UDP-glycosyltransferase activity. NCBI's taxonomy places the organism in Eukaryota, Fungi, Ascomycota, Sordariomycetes, Hypocreales, Bionectriaceae. The transcript has a single exon. Bases 1 to 1239 code for a protein of 412 amino acids. The record is from RefSeq and is a predicted model, not a curated record.
AUGUUCGCUGUCGCCCAAGCAAUCGUCCGCAAAGGCCACAACGUCCACUGGCUUACAUCGCCCUCUCACGCCAAGCGCACCGCCCAAGUGCCCGUCGACGUGCGCCCAGAGUUUCACGCAACAAAGCACAUCUACAGCAUUGACCAGCCAUUGGAGAAAAAGGGGGAGACUGGCCUCUUGGAUGGGGACUACUCCCGGCUCCAAGGUCGACUCCUCGCUCAAGUCGAAGACUACCGCCGCGUGCUGCGCGAGAUAGGCGACAUUGAUGUCCUCGUCGUCGAUGUGAUGCCCUAUGGGGCACAAGCAAUGUAUGAGCUCGGGGAGAUCCCCCGAUGGGUCUCGCUGGGCGUCAUUCCCAUGUACACAUCAGGCAUGGACGCUCCUCUCGCCGUCUCGGGCCAAGCCCCUCCCACCAGCUAUCUUGGCCACUGCGUCAAUGCCCUUCAACAAUGGACCCAGCAGAAUCUGACCCUCCCGUACUCUCUCGCCCCUGUUGCCAAUACACAGCGUCGUCAGCUCGGACUCGCUGACCUUCCCCGUGGUCAACCGCUCGAGAGCUACUGGUACAGCCCCUUUCUCCACAUCCAAGCAUCCUCCUCUGCCCUCGAAUUCGACCAGAGGCCAGCAAACAAAACUCGUGUGGAGUUUGUUGGCCCGCUCUUUGCGCAAGGUAGUGUCGAAAAUGCGAACCAUGUACCCCUUGCGUGGGACGAAAUCGUCGCCCAUCCGCGUGUCAUUGGUAUAACCCAGGGCACCUUCACCAUGAACCCGACCUCACUCAUCAUUCCAGCCAUCAAGGCGCUGUCCGAGGACAAGCAGAACCUUCUUGUCGUGGUGUCGCCCUACGAACGCGAAAUCCGGGAGCAAAUCGACGUCCCAAGCAAUGUCCUCAUCAAGGAGUGGCUACCGUACGACUUCCUCCUCCCCCAAAUCCGCCUGUUCGUGACCAACGGAGGGUAUGGGAGUAUCACUCAGGCACUCUAUCACAAGGUACCGCUGCUUUGUGCCGGACAGACGGAGGACAAGAAGGACACGGCGGCCAGGGUGGCGUGGGCUGGGGCGGGCAUUGACCUCAAGACGGAUAGCCCGAGUGUGCAGCAGGUCAAGCAAGCAGCCGAGGCGAUCCUGGGCGACGAGAGGUACAUAGCGCGCGCGGCGAAGAUGGGUGAGGAACUGAAGGCUUUAGGGGGUGCCAAUGAGGCUGCGCGCCUGAUUGAGGAGUUUGCAAAGCAGGAGUAG